AUGCACAUAACGGCUGCGAAAAAUGAUGACUCAACUCCAUUUCUUAUGGCUUCCCAAACCCAGAUCCACGAAAAUGUCCACGAUAUCAGGCUAGAUGUGCACAAUGAUGGUGAUCAUGGCGGCGAAAACAUCGAAAUGGUAUCUUUCGCCGUGCCGUCCUUUUCUCAGCCUUUGAAAGUAUCUGGUGUUGAAGGUCUGCUGCAGACUCUUCACCGGAGAGCAGUAGCGGAAUCAAGGCCAAAAAAUGAAGAUAUCACGAUGUAUACUCUGGAAGCGAAUCCAGAUGAUUUCCCAGAUGGUGGUUUGCGUGCUUAUCUUGUCUUGGCAGGGUCUUUUUGCGGACUUAUUGCUGAUUUCGGGAUUCCAAACUCUUUAGGUCCACUUGAGGCUUACGUUUCCAAUAACCAGCUUAGUGGAGCUAAGCAAAGUACUGUUUCAUGGGUGUUUUCCUUGCAUUUGGGUGUGAUGUUCUUUUGCAGCAUCUUUUCCGGUGGCUUGUUCGAUAAGUAUGGCUCUCGAAAGUUAUUGAUUGGAGGAACAAUCUUCAUGUGUGGAGGAUUGCUUGCCACGGCAGAGCUGAAGACAAUGUACCAAUUUAUUCUAGCAUUCAGUAUCGUCACGGCAUUUGGCGCCUCUUUGGCCAUGGCUCCGUUGAUCGGAGUUCUUUCUCAUUGGUUUCUUAGGAAGCGAGGCUUUGCAUGCUCUUUGGCUACCAUCGGCGGUCUUGUGGGCUCUGCUGCAUUUGCUGUUAUGCUUGAACGGCUCUAUUCGGAUAUCGGCUACAAAUGGGCCAUGAGAGUGUUAUCGCUCAUCUGUUUGGGGUGCAUGUCUAUAUCAAUUCUUCUCAUCAAGGACAGACAUACAGUUCGGACUGUUGUGACCCAAACGUCAGAGUCCGAGGAGAUCACGUCAGUCGUUGAGCCGGUAACGAAGUCUGGCUGGAAAGUCGAUAUGUCCAACUUCCUUGACCUUUCUCCACUCAGAAACAUUCGAUUUGUCUCCCUUGUCAUCUCAGUGUUCUUGUCAGAGAUGAUUGCCAUUUCAGUAUUGAUGUAUAUGGCUUCAUAUGCCUUGGCUAACGAUAUUUCCCAAUCAAAGAGUUACUUGCUCAUCACAGUCAUCAACAUUAGUGGUAUUCCUGCUAGAUUGGCCACAGGUAUUCUCGCGGACAAGAUUGGAAGGUUCAAUGUGAUGUUAAUAACGUCUUUUUUCACGGCGAUUUUUAUUUUUGCUUUGCUUUUGCCUGCUCGUGGAAACAUUACUGUGUUGUACGCAUUUGGAGUUGUCUAUGGAUGUUCUAGCUCAGCAGCAGUGAGUCUUAUUGCGGCAUGUUUGGGCCAGAUUACACCAGCAGCCACGUUUGGGAAACAUUAUGGAGUUCUUUACUUCUGCCUUGCAUUUUUGAUCAUCAUAGGUAUUUUCUCUGCGUCGUUGACCAUUCAAAAUGGCACCAAAGCAGAUUACCAGAACUGGGUAGUUUUUGAAGGAUGUGUGGCUACGGCUGCUGUAUUUUCGUGGUUGUGGGCACGUUAUACUCAUGUUCGGUUCCGUUUAUGUAAAUUUUGA
Messenger RNA from Sungouiella intermedia, 1566 nucleotides. Lineage: Eukaryota; Fungi; Ascomycota; Pichiomycetes; Serinales; Metschnikowiaceae. The record is from the annotation of a GenBank genome assembly.